Molecule: messenger RNA, 8801 nt
Organism: Biomphalaria glabrata
Lineage: Eukaryota; Metazoa; Mollusca; Gastropoda; Planorbidae
Exons: 9
Coding region: 854-3196 (780 amino acids)
Biological process (GO): protein transport
Cellular component (GO): cytoplasm
Source: RefSeq, a predicted model, not a curated record
UUUUUGUGUGAUAUUAUCAUCUAGCAAUCAGGCCUACUCCCAAUCUGUCCAGCAGAUUCUGCGUGGAAUUUUUGGAAGUCGCCAUGUCUCUGGUGUCAGAAUGUAGAUCUAGAAUAUGAGCCUCGACGGUACGAAGUGAAAGUGUGUAGCCGAUCUGGAGUGUGUGUUUUCUGUUAUCUUACUUACGCCAUCGGCUGUUUUUCUUAAAAACUCUCUACUCUAAACUGUUUGGAAUUGCCGAGAGAUACGGAAUCAAGGACGUGAGUGGCAGCUAUUUGAGAGUUCGGAAAAUAAACCUUUGUAUCAAUUUGAUUCAAACCAGUCUGUGAUUGUAAACUGUGAGCCUAGAUUACUGGUAAACUGGCUUGGGCAGAGAAUAAGAGAUGUUAUCAAUAAUUUGAAACACACGUCCUUUUGAUUAGCACACACAUGCACACAUCGGACUUUUUUUUUUCUAACGACAUGUAUACUCAGUAGUGCAAAGAGUGAAAUUACAUGAUCUACACAUGCAUGCCUAUACUAGUAGUUAAGGCAGGCUGGUUCAUUGUUGAUUAAUUGCUGGCUAAUUAUACCUUGUCAUUUAAAUAACCGUAUUGACGGCUGUUCUCCUGUGUUUGGAGAUUAAAUUAUAACACGAAUUGACGUAGUUGUGUUAAGUCAGAAAUAUGAACAGAUGGUUCACAUCUAUAUUUCUAGGAGGGUUUGAUUCGUAACUAUCUGACACACUUAAAAGGUAAACUCUGAAUUCUCAAGACAUGGGAGUACACUUCAUUCUGAGCGGAGUACACUUCAUUCUGAGCACCUAGUUACUGGAUGAAAAUAAAACUGUGGUAACUUCUGGCUGUGUUUAAAGAUGGAUUACAUUCGAGCCUUUGAUGUAGAGCUGGACAGGUCAGUGUACCAUUCUGGUGACAUGCUGACUGGUCAUGUAUACAUUGAGGUUGAGGAGAACAUGCGUCUACAAAACAUCAAAGUGUUUCUGCGUGGGAAAGCUCAUGCUGAAUGGAAAAUAACUCGAGCUGGUGAGCGCAGAACUAUGAAACAAGAAGAGCAUUAUCUUGAGGAACGAAUGAUGAUCUGGGGCAAAGAUGACAGUGAUUCUCAUCAAGGAAUUCCCAUAUUAACCAGAGGACGACAUCGCUAUCCUUUCCAUUUUCAACUGCCAGAGACUGUUUUGCCAUGCUCAUUUGAAAGCAAAAUAGGAAAUAUUCGCUACUAUGUACGGGUGAACCUCAACAUUCCUUACGCAUCAUGUCCACAGUGUAUUCGUUACUUCACAAUCAUUGGUCCACAGAUUCAUUGCAUGGAUGAAAGAUAUUUGUCUCCUGUUUCUUCAGAAGCCAAGAAGAACUCAUGCAGCUUAUGUUGUGGUAAAGGACCAAUGCUUCUCAGAACAACUUUAGAAAGAAGCUCUUAUGUGUGUGGAGAGCAUAUUUUGUUGAAAGCAGAAGUACAAAAUGGAGGAAAUUCUGAAGCAUGGGUUCUUUGUAAAUUAAUACAAUAUGUGGAGUUCUUCAUCAAUAAAGGUGUGUUAGGAUUAUCUAAAGAAGUUCGCCAUACAGUAUUAGAGGUUGAAAGUGAGAAGGUGCCGCCUCAUGAAACUGCUAACUUGGAUGAACUGAUGGCUAAACUUGUCAUCCCCAUAAUUCCACCAACAAUGGUUGAAGUUUGUGGGGUCAUUCAAAUAUUCUAUACAUUAAAGAUUUAUUUGGAGACUUCUAAAGGUAAAGGUGAUAUAGCUGAGAUCAGUAUGCCCAUUACUAUUGGUACUGUUCCUUGUUUAGCUGCCAACAAUACCAUGCCUGAAAUACACUAUGAGGUGGCAGCGUCCAAUGUGGAAGGAGGAAUGUACAUAAGUCCAGAGUUUCAACUAGGACAAGUGUACAUGGGAGAUGAAGUAGAUCCAGAAACUGACCAGACUAUUUUGUACAGACCUGUCUAUGUGUGUGUAUCUGGUGAAAGUCAGGCUCCUUGUAAAACUGAUGUACACUUGCUACAGGUGCCAAGUAGGCAAGUAAACAAAAGCCAUGACAACAAAGGCAGUCAAGAGGGCCUGAAUGUUCAAGAAUUAUCCAGUUUAUCCCAGCACCAUGUCAAGAUGUUUCAAGUCAGUGGAGAAGAAGGCAGCUGCUCCAGUGGCCUUAAAGUGAAAAAGAAUAUUGUUGAGGAUCAAUUUCUGAAAGAGAUAACAGCUAAGUUAGCAUCUAGAAAUGUUCAGGAAAGAGGGGAUGAUGGAGUCAGAUAUGGACCAGGGCAUGGUGAUCAGCAGCAAGAAAUCGAGGCACACGUUGAGAUGAUGAGAAAACACAAGAAAUCUAAUGACACUGUUCACAAAGCCCUGGUCAAUGAACUGCGUAAACAUCUUUCUGAAGGGGAUGAGAAUGCAGAGGUUGAAAAGGUCCCUAGGGGCCUUAAAAAACCUUCUGGUGCAAAGAAAAUAUCAGAGACUGGUAAUGUUACAGAUUCCAGUAAACCACCCAAUAGCUAUACAUCCCGAGACGUCCAGGACGAAGCCAGUGUUUCACUUAUAAAUGAUCACUCAAAGCAGCAAGCAGAAAGUCCAAGAAGAAGUCAGACUGUGCCCACUGUUCAAACGUUCACAAAAAUCUAUCCGAAAACUGUUCUUUCUAAUGCGCGAGAGGAAGCAGAAGUGGAAAUCUGUGAGCAGACAGCUUUGUUGUCAGAAUCUUUAAACACCUCUACUGAAACUAAGUGUUUACCUGACUUGGAACAUGUUGAAUGUCUGACAAACAUGCAAUCAAGUUUGCAAGAAUCAUUUCCUAAAGACCUCCCCACUCUGAGUGAUCAAGAUGGAAUGACUGACUUUGAGAAACGUUACAGUGCCGCUGUAGAACAAGAGAGCUCUGAUUUUGUUCCUGAGCUACAUACUGUAGCAGACGUCAAUGUCCGGUUCAGCCAUCACAGCUCAAUAGAACGAACAGUGAACACUAUCAUACCUGCUGCAAUAGCUGCUACUGUCACUGCUGCAGCCCCUGCUGCUGCAGAAUUAUCACCUGCAAAACAAACACCUUCAGUGGCUCCAAAACCAAAACACAAAGACAGACAUUCAUUUCCUGCUGCAAGACAGACUUCUGAUCAGACUGAUGAGCACACAGAACAUUUACUUAAUUAUGUUAUAAGACCCAAAAGUGAAAUGGUGGAUCAAACAAGUUUCCACGAUGACAGUACUGCCUAAUAGAUUUUAGUGACAAUUUUGCAAGCUAUUUUAUGUAAUAUUUGUAUUUAAUACACAUUUAAUAGAAUGUUUUUAUUUUUUUUGUUUUUUUUUUUUUUUGCUAGUUUUUUAAUUUUUCCAUUGAACUAAACAGUAAAUUUUCCAAUAAAUUUUCUACUUUCUUAAAAAAAAAUUUUAAUUGUGAAAAUUAUUUUUUUUUGUCAUGCAAGAUAAAAAAAACUAUUUGAAAUGUAUUCACUAUGGUAUAUUUUUAUCUAAGGUCUCAAUUUUUUAAUGUAAAAUGAAUGAAUUAUUUCCCUUUAUAAGCUCUCAACUAACUGGUAUUGAGCCUGUCAAACAAACCCAAAAGUCUACCUAUAGUCUAUAAGCACUGUCAAAUAUAGCCUCAGAUUUUUUGAGUUACAAUCUCUAUCAAUUUAAUAAGUAACAUUGUUAUUUAGAUGUCAAGUUAAACCUAGUCUAUAUAUUUUUUAUGAUUUUUUUUCCCAUUUGUCUCACCAUAUUCUUAGACACUUGACUGCAGAGCUCAAUUCUUGGGUGUAUGACAUGUUUCACAUCUCAGUAGUUGAACUUUGAAAGAAAAAUGUAUUUUUUAGCAGUUAUUUUCUUUAUCUGUCUUUAUCAUUGGUACUAAUAAUAUGGUUAAUUUUAUCACGUUAACCCACUUAAAACUUUUUUCAAUUUAGAUUGGUAUUAUUAAUAUCACUACAGCUUUUAAUCUAAUUUUGUUUUAUUAGAACUAGAUAUCAUCAAACAAACUUUAAGAGUUUUCCAUAAUUCUAUUGUCAUAAUAUUUGGUGAGAUGUUAUAGAGGUUUUUUUUAUCAAAUACUUCAUUGAACUUACAGACUAUAAAAAAAACUUCCUAUAAUCUGAAGAAAUUGCCCUAAAUAGAAUUGAUAUAUAUUAUACUGAAUGAAUUAUUCAUUGUUAAGCUGUAUUUAUUUAGAUUUUAGUCUUCAUUGCUCUGUAAAAUACGGAACAUGAAUAUAGCAUACAAUUUCCCCUAAACAUGUAUAAACAUGGGAAAUUCAUUAUGCAAGGAUUAUAUGCAGGUGGACUUUACUUUCUAGUUUUAAAAGUGAAAAGGAAUGAGUUGCUUUGAACAAAUUCUGGGGCAGAAUUGACAUUUUUAAUUUUGAUAAACAAAUUAGAUGAGCACAGUGUUCUUUCUUUCUUAAAAGCAAUGUCUAGAACUAAAAAAAACAAACAAGCACAAGCAAAAAAAAACACACCAAAGGGAUUAUAAACAUACUUACAUAGUCCAUGUUCUUUUACCAAAAAUUAUAUGGUAUGCACAUCAACAACUUGUAGUCCCUCCAACUCUGACAUCCUAGGUUAUAUUAGUUUCAGUAGAAACAUAACCUGAAGUAAAUUGGUAACAUAGUUCUAUGGCCUAAAUUAUUUUUUUUACUUACAACUGUUUCAUUUGUAUCCAAUCCCUAGUACAACUUGCUGCACAAAGUGUGGAAGACUUGAUUUAACUCCAGUUUCUUGUAGAGAAAUUGUCUGGGUGUAUAUAUUUUUAAAUUUUAAUAGUCACUUUGUUAGUAGUCAUUUUAUUUUUAUUUAAGUUUUUUUAGUUAACAAAAUUAUAACUUAUAAAUGAAUCAGCAUUUUUAAGUAAUUUAACAAAUUUACUGUUUCUAUUUAAUGCAUAACUUUUCAUUGGAUAUGUGUAUAUAAAACUUAUAUGUUAAAAUAAUUGAUCAAUUAAAUUUAAAAGAGAGUAAUUCUUGAAAACAAAUAGGUAAGAUUAAUAUUCAGAAUACUAUUUUUUUUUUAUUGCUUUUAUAUAGUCCAUCCUUCACAAUUUCAUUGUGGAUUAGUGGAGAGAAGGGACUAUUUGGGAAAAGGUUUUCAUAUGCAUUUAGGCGUUCAGCAAACACAACUCUGCUCGUGUUGGGAUUCAAACUCGAUCCCCCUUGUUAGGUGGUGAAACUGUAGCCAAGCAGUUUUUAACCAAAUAUAUUUAACUAUUGAUAAUAUGCAAAACAAAAAAUGUAUUUUCUUUCUUAAUAAUUAAUAAACAACAUAAGAUAAAACUGAAAUGUAGGAAAUGGUUGACUAAUUUUUAACUAACACAUCAUUUUAUUAUUUGGCAACAUUUUAAUUUCAAAAUAAUAUUUACUAACAUAUACAUUUAAAAAAACAACAACUGAUGUUCAUAAUCUAAGUUUAAAUUCUACUAGUGUUCUGUUUUUUUAGAGGACUCACCAUUGUUUCUUGAUUAAGGAAGUAGACAAUAUUGUUUAGUUCCAGUUUUUAAAUAAUAACAGCUUCAUUUUUAAGAACAAAUAACUGUAGAUAUGCUGUAGAUAUAUCUGUUUGUUUGAAUGUUGGUUGUAUCACAUCUGACAGGAGAUAAUGGCAAAUAGACACACUGCUAUUUAGUUUCAACAUUUCUAUUCUUUAUACUCUUUUAUUUAUUUCAAGAAAAAGAUUCACUACCAUAUAUUUAUCAACAUGAAUUAUUUGUAGCUAUUUAAAUGUAUGAACUAUUUUAUGCCUUAAGACAAUCGAAGAGAAAGACUUUUAAAUGAUUAAUGAUCAGGAUUAUACAACUAGAGGUAAGACAACAUUAUUAGGACCAUCCAAUGCAUUAUAUCGGCAUAGAAAACCUUAAUGUACCUUGAUUAUGUUAUAAGGUAAUUCUGAUGUGGAAAUUUCAGCUAUUUAUCAAAUUACAAUGACAAUUGUAUGCUGCUGUUUUUUUUUUCAUGUUGUUUUAUGUUUGUAGCCUCCAUGACAUGAUCCUAUGUAAAUAUCUUUGAACUAGUUCAGCUUCAUUCACUAAUCUAUUUCUUUUGCUAUCUUAAGUCCUACUUGUAAGCGAGGGGAAUCACCCUAACAUUGUAUACUGUGGUCAUAGGAGGAGGAUCUAAUCUAGUCAUGAAGUGCAAUGUUUUCUGUUUGAUUCUAUCGACUGGUCUUUGUAUGAUUUAUCUUUAGACAUUAUUGGCUUUGUCCUGUACUGUUUAAACUCUAUAUUGUGGUUAUACUUUUGUGCAAUGUUGAAUUGAAACUGCAUCAGGCGCCUGCAGUUUUCUAUUUCUUUUGUUAGAUAAUAAUAACCUGUACAGUUUUGCUUCCGUUCUAACAGAAUUAGUUUAUUUAUUAAAUGAAUUUUUCUUUCAUUAUUUAUAUCACUCAGCAUUAUUUGGAUAUUAUUUGCUUAUUUAUUUGCUUUUUUUUUUUUUUUAGAAAAUGGACUCUUUUUAAUUAGAAUAUUUCUUUUUUUGCCUGUAAUAUACAAUGAAGCUUAAACGGUACAACUUUUUUUUUAUCCAUUUAUUAAAUAGUUAAUUCAUUAAAUAGUGGAGGAGCGGUGGCUGAGUGGUAAAGCACUUGGCUUCCGAACCAGGAAUACCAGGUUCAAUUCCUGGUGAAGGCUGGGAUUUUUAUUUGGGGAUCUUUGGGUGCCUUUAAAUCCACCCAGCUCUAAUGGGUACCUAAAAUUAGUUGGGGAAAAGUAAAGGUGGUUGGUGGUUGUGCUGGCCAUAUGACUGCCUCGUUAACCAUGGGGCCGCAAAAACAGAUGACCUUUACAUCAUCUGCCCUAGGGGUUCUUUACUUUUACUUUACUCAUUAAAUAGUGAACUCAUCUUUUUUCUUGUUCCAUUUGAAAUUUACUUUUGAUCAAACCUGCAAGUGUUAAUUACUUGUGUGCCUACAGAAGAAGAAGAUUAGUUCUACAGAAAGUGUCAACCAGUUUAGUAUUCUGUGUAAACAAUGAGCUGCCCCAGUCACUCUUUUCAGUGUAAUUCAUCGGCUUGCCCUGCCUGAAGCAUUACACAAGCUUGUUCUCAUUGCUUUCUUAACAAUAUUUUUGUAACAAAAAUUGUACGUACCACAAUUUCAAGUCUUGGACUAAAGCUGCACUCUUUGUUAUGAUAGACAGACUUUAUUGCAAACAUUUGUCUGGUCUGGACAUUAGUUUAGAUUGGUUCUCAAGUUAUUUAAAUACAGCUCCAUUUGUAAAGCAUAUUUGUUAUUGACUUGUUUUCAGCUAGUCUCUACAUACAAAACUCUGUACUAUAAGUGCUGCCAGUUUGGCUUUCAAGUGUCCAGCACAGCUUUCACUUACUUUUUAUAAUACUCCUUUAUACUUGAGGCAAUCAAUUGUUUCAAAGCCAAAGGGAAUGAAUAUUUUGGCUACUUAUAAAUAGACUCGUAAAGACAAUUAUCAACUUUGUACUAUUGUAUCCAAUUCAUAGAUUUGUAUUUGUGGUAUUUAUGUUAUAGAAUUAUCAGGUAUUCUUCAGAUUAAAGUUGAGUACAUUCAAGCUCUUACCUUUUGUCUGCCCAGGGGGAUGAGUGAUCUCAGUUUGAUUAUACUGACAGAUCACAUGACCUGGGUCUGAUCUCAGUUUGAUUAUACUGUCAGAUCACAUGACCUGGGUCUGAUCUCAAUUUGAUUAUACUGACAGAUCACGUGGCCAGGUAUCUCAAAUCAGCCAGAAUGAACAAUAGCUUAAAACGGAACAUGAAUGAUACCAGUACUUCUUGGAUAUGGGAAAGAAUUCAUCUUCUUAUUUGAAGCAAUGUCUGACAUUGAUGACAUAAGACUUUUUAGAAUGUUUUCUGUUUCAGCUUCUUGUGUAAAACUUAUUUAGCCUUUAACUUUCUUAUACAAAUUUAAUUUAAUUGCUAUUUAAAUAUAGUCCUAUAUUGAAAAACUGACAAACAUGAAGACCACAAUAAAUUUUUAACAGUAAACUAUGAGGUGAUAAAGCUAACUUACUAAUACCCAAACAAUAGACAUGUUUUUCUCAAGCCUGGCUAGUAGAUUGGAAAUAAUUAUUUAAUGUGCCAGGUAAAAUGUAUAUUUUGAGAUUGAAAGCCAGUAACUCCAUCAUAAUGUCCUUACCACACAAUCAUUUCUCUAGUUUCAUGUUAUGAUGGCUGCCUGGUCGUGCGGUUUGUGCGCUUGACUGUCGUUCGGAUUUAUCGAUGGUCUCGGGUUCAAACCCUGCCCGCUCCCAUCCCCCGUCGUCCUGCGGGAGGUUUGGACUAGGAAGUAAUUAUCUUCAACUCUGAAGGAACAUCCGAAACACGUAAAACAUUUUACAAACAUUUUUUUACAUUUUAUGUCCCUUGAACUGAUUAGAAAGAAGUGAUGAUAUCAUUUGUAACAUGACACAUAGAAUUAAUUUUUAAAUAUUUGUGGUGCAUAUUCUAGCACUUGAUGAGAUUGAGAAAGAGGCCUACAAUUAACAAUCAUUUCUAGCAGUACCCAGAGAACAAUGGGCCUACAAUGGACAAUCCUGAACCAACUUGAAUUGCUCAGUAGUGUACAGAGAAGAGCUCUCAUUGGCAAUGCUGGUCUCACUUUUUGUUGCCAACUUUCAUUGCUUGAAUUCUGUUUUUAUACUUUGUUUUUACUUUUAGAGUACUAUGAAAGUAUGUUUGGGGAAAUAGUGUCUUUUGUUACUUUAUGGGGACAAUUUGUGUAUGCACAAUAUUUGUAAUAUGUUGAUACUAACUACUGAUUCAUUUUUUAUCAUUUGUAUUGACUAUUUAAAUGUUUUAAUGUGCAUGUAAUCUUAUAGUCAUUUUCUGACAAUCUUUAUACAUAAUUAAAACAUAUUUUUUUUUAAAGAGAA